Messenger RNA from Rotaria sp. Silwood1, 978 nucleotides. The record is from the annotation of a GenBank genome assembly. Lineage: Eukaryota; Metazoa; Rotifera; Eurotatoria; Philodinida; Philodinidae.
AUGAUGCUUUCUAUUAUUCUAGAUUUUUCUCUUGCAUUUUUAGUACCAUUACGUGGCAGUUCCAUUGACAUUAAUUUGAAUGCUCGAUGGCAACAGAAUGGUCUUACUGUCGCUGGAGGAAAUGGACAAGGCAAUGGAAUCAAUCAACUCUCUUACCCAUUAGGUUUGUAUGUUGAUGAUGAUCAAACUAUCUAUGUGGCUGAUCAAGGGAAUAACCGUAUUGUUGAAUGGAAAUUGGGUGCCAUGAGUGGUCAAGUUGUUGCCGGUGGAAAUGGAUUUGGAAAUGGGGCUCAUCAGUUGUCUUUCCCACAAGAUGUGAUUGUCGACAAAGAGAGAAAUAGUCUCAUCAUCUGCGAUUUUUUGAAUAGAAGAGUAGUUCGAUGGCCUCGUCGAAAUGGGACAAAUGGAGAGACAAUCAUCUCCAACAUCGAUUGUCAAGGUUUGACAAUGGACGAGAAUGGAUCUCUCUAUGUCACUGACUAUCAAAAAGGUGAAGUGAGACGAUAUCGAAGAGGAGAAUCUCAAGGAAUAGUGGUUGCAGGUGGAAAUGGAAAUGGAACUCGUUCUGAUCAACUCUCUAACCCAACAUAUGUAUUCGUCGAUCGAGAUCAUUCAGUGUAUGUGUCUGAAUGGGGAAAUCAUCGUGUGAUAAAAUGGAUGGAAGGUGCAAAACAAGGCAUUGUCGUGGCUGGUGGUCAAGGAAAAGGAAAUGGUCUUACACAAUUGUCAUAUCCUUAUGGAGUCUUUGUCGAUCAAUUGGGCACUGUCUAUGUGGCUGAUGCAGAGAAUGAUCGAAUCAUGCGUUGGAUCAAAGGAGCCACACAGGGAAAUGUCAUUGUUGGUGGAAACGGUCGAGGAGAACAAUCAAACCAACUUCAUUCGCCCUUCGGUUUGUCAUUCGAUCGACACGAUAAUCUCUACGUCGUCGAUUACGGAAAUUAUCGAGUACAAAAAUUUAAUCUCGAGUCAAAUAAAUAA